AUGCUUGGUUGCACGUUGCCAGUCGAAGCAGAGAUAUUGACACGGCUUGGAACAGCCACUUACGAGAUUUACCAUCCACUGCUGGUUCCCAGCAUGCUUAUCGAAAUUGAGAGAAAGCGCCACCUGCCAAUAGUGAACAACACUCUUGACGAGCUCGAAGGGCGGAUCCUGGAGCUGGACGAGGAUCCCGAGUUCCUGCAACAUAUAACGGAGACAGAAAAGGUUUCUCGCAAAAAAGCAAGGAGAUUAGCCUGGUUAGACAUGCAGUAUCUCCGAAAUCAACUUCUGAGCUGGAGUACCUGCUUGGAAGUCUUUUACGAGCAUGUGGAUUACCUCAACCGAACAAUAUUUCGCGACACGAGUCCGUCGAACAUUGACACAGACUGGUAUGACUCAAUCGACGAGAUCUCUCUAGUACAUGGUCAGCAGAACCAGGAGGUCGGCCAUCAUGCGGACGUUGUUUCUACGGAGCUUCAGGUUUACAAGUAUCAGGAGGUAUCAUCAGUUCGACUAAUGAAGACUUAUAUGAGACGGACGGGCGUUAAAAUGCGAUGGAGACUACGAGAAAUUAUGAAGGAAUAUAACGAGAAGAUCCGAGAGUGCACUACGGGCUACGAAGGAAUGAUCAUGACGACACAAUGGGCUCAAGGAGAAACAAAUGUGGAGAUAGCAUUGGCGACAAGUCAGGACUCACGUCAUAUGCGAUCCAUCGCACUAGUCACCAUGAUAUUCCUCCCUGGAACAUUCUUUGCAGAACCUCUCCUCAGGACUUGGAACAAGUCAGUUCUUGAGUCUGAGACCAUUCAAGCCUUUGCUAGGUUGGAUCGUGAAGUCUACAAUGGCAAGGGUGAGUAA
This is a messenger RNA of Fusarium odoratissimum NRRL 54006, 855 nucleotides long. RefSeq lists its product as uncharacterized. The transcript has 3 exons. Bases 1 to 855 code for a protein of 284 amino acids. Lineage: Eukaryota; Fungi; Ascomycota; Sordariomycetes; Hypocreales; Nectriaceae. The record is from RefSeq and is a predicted model, not a curated record.